AUGACCGAUUUAGGCCAAAACACAACUGAUCCUAAGCUUUUUCGUCCAGUUUGUUUCCUUGGUAAUGGAUCUUUUUCCUAUGUUUACUUGGUCAGAUCCCACCAUGAACACGAUCGAGAUGAUUCGUAUGCAUUGAAGCGCUAUUUCCUUCGGAAACCGGAAGUCCUUCUCUUCGCCCAGAAAGAGUACCGAGUUCUUGAGUUGUUAGCGUUGGAUUUCAACAAAUCCCCAUUUCUUCCGACACUCUAUUACAGUUUUACUAUCGACGUUUCCCCAACUUUUGUGGUUGAAUUUGAAACGGACAUUACUCUUAGUGAAAUUGUAACGGUGCGCGGUGGCAUGCGAGUCGAGCGUGCUCGAUUUUAUCUAACCGAGGUAAUUUGUGCUGUGAGGUACCUUCAUGAUAAAGAAAUUGUGCACAUGAAAUUGAAACCCAAUAAUGUGCUUCUUACAAAAUCUGGCCACAUUAAAUUGAUAGACUUUGAUCAUUCCUAUAAUUUGUUUGAAAAUCUUGGAAGACGUCCAACUUAUAUCGAUUUUUCAGUAGAUAAUUACUUUGCUGCCCCCGAAGUCGUAGGCAAGGUGGCUAUAACCAAGAAGGCGGAUAUUUGGUCACUUGGUGUUUUGAUGGCAUCUUUAAUGGAUAGAAGUAUUCGCCGAGGAAAGAGGAAAGACGGCACGCAUCUAGCGAAGGUGGGUUAUUGGAGUAUUAAGCGAUUCUCAAAAUUGAGGACAGAUUUGAGGAAUUUUUUCAAAGCUGUAUUCACUCUCCCUUACAGUCGACGACCAAGUAUAGAAGAAGUUCAAAGGCAUGCCUUUUUCCAAAAUGUGAAUUGGGGAGCAGUUGAAUCACUGGCCAUCAAACCGCCAUUCUCACCUCUGGAGCUGGAGUCCAUGGCCUCUCGAUUAUGGCGAGGUCCUCACUACAACCAGUCCCUAGUCCUCGACUCCAUCUAUAAUAGGUGCAUGCCAAAAAUGGCGAAGUGCAGAACUAUUUCUACAAGGCAUGAUCCAGAUUGCGAUCCUGUUCGCAUCGAACCUGUAACAUCGAAAUUUAGAAAAAUUGGCUGCACAUUCGACGAUGUUACCAAGGCAUUGAAGGAAUUCAACUUCAUACAUCCUUAUUUGAGCUAUAAACGGACUUUACAAGAAGGAAAAUUCACGGAAAGUUAUAUGGAAAGCACGUCGGUAGAAAAUAUGGACAAAGUAACAUAA
Rodentolepis nana is the source of this 1215-nucleotide messenger RNA. The record is from the annotation of a GenBank genome assembly. Lineage: Eukaryota; Metazoa; Platyhelminthes; Cestoda; Cyclophyllidea; Hymenolepididae.